Messenger RNA from Cicer arietinum (chickpea), 911 nucleotides. RefSeq lists its product as uncharacterized. Lineage: Eukaryota; Viridiplantae; Streptophyta; Magnoliopsida; Fabales; Fabaceae. The record is from RefSeq and is a predicted model, not a curated record.
UCCUCUUCUCACACACCAAAUAUACUUGAGUAAUUGAGUUAGUCUAAAUUUACCUUAAUCUACACUCAAAGAACAAGUACUUCAACCUCAAAUAUCAAAUCCAAAUCCAAAUUUCCACAAUUCUCCUAAUUCAAUUCCUCUCAACAACAAAAUUUUCACAUUCUCUUAUCUAACUCUUAAGAUGUCUUUACAAGAACAACCAAUGCAGCAACAACAACAACCACAACCACAACAACAACAACAGCAACCAGUUCAAGUGUAUCCAACCACUGUCACAUACCAAUCACCACCUGAACCUGACCACAAUUCUUCAAAUGGUUCAUUUGGGUCAGUUUUUGUUGUCUUAGCCAUCAUAAUAAUAAUUUCUGCUGUUGCUUGUUGUCUUGGUAGGCUUUGCAGCCGCCGCGGCCGUAACCACAAUCACAAAAAUGUUAAGCAACAAAAGCAGAACCAUAAUAACUCACGUCCAAAAGAAGUUGAUAUUGAAUUUGGGUUUGAUAAAAAAAUUGCAGCUUCUAAGCCUAUUCAUUCACAUGCAGCUUCUAAGCCUAUUCAUGCACAUGCAUCUUCUAAGCCUAUUCAUGGACAUGGAGGAGUUAGAACACAGAAGCCAGUUGUUCAUGGUCAUGAUAUGAAGAGUUUUGAAAUAAAGCUUGGUCCUCCUCAAGGAAAGUUUAGGCCAGGUGCAUAAUGGGGUUAAAAGAAAGUAUUAUGUAGAAUUAGUCCAUUUUCUUAAUUAUUGCAACCAUUUCACUAUUAUAUCAUUUUGUUGCUAUUUAUCUUCUCUGUUUUUUCUAUAUUAGAUUUCCAGCUGCAAGUGGAAAUAUUGAAAUGUAUAAUUAUCUUUUCUACUUCUUUUUCGAAUGGCCAUGUUUUAUUGUAAGAUUUAAAAAAAAAAAUUCUGUUCUAUA